Molecule: messenger RNA, 1303 nt
Organism: Hippopotamus amphibius kiboko
Lineage: Eukaryota; Metazoa; Chordata; Mammalia; Artiodactyla; Hippopotamidae
Gene: TYMP
Product: thymidine phosphorylase
Biological process (GO): pyrimidine nucleobase metabolic process
Cellular component (GO): cytosol
Molecular function (GO): 1,4-alpha-oligoglucan phosphorylase activity
Source: RefSeq, a predicted model, not a curated record
AUGCGUGUCGCAGCCCGGAGUGAGCCCAAGCAGCUGUCUGGGCCGAUCCGCCUGAAGCAGGGAGACGUCAGGGGCUUCGUGCGCGCUGUGCUGGCGGACGCGCAGCGCGCACAAAUCCGGGCCAUGCCCUUGGCCAUCUGGCCGACCAUGAAUCUGGAGGAGACUGCUGCACUGACCCGGGCCCUAGCCAAGUCUGGGUAGCAGCUGGAGUGGCUGGAAGCCUGGUGCCAAUAGCCUGGGGACAAACAUGCCCUAGGCAGGGUCCUGGCCCCUCUCCUGGCUGCCUGUGGCUGCAAGCGUGCGCCAGUAAUCAGCAGAUGUGGCCUGGGGGACAUGGGGGGCACCUUGGAUAAACUGGAGUCUAUCUGUGGAUUCAGUCACCCAGACCCAGAGCACAGGUACAGGCGGGCCACUGAUUGGUCACUAAUCUGGGUUAUUGAUGGAAACACUGGCCAGAAUACAUCGGUCAAGGUUGCUGAUGAGUCCUUGGUCAGGGUCAGUGAUGGGGUCACUGGUCAGAGGCCAAUGAGGGUCCCUGGGAGUCCUAAUGCAGGGGAGGCUGGCCAGAUGCAAGGGCUGCCAGGGCGAGUGGGCUGCUAUAUUGUGGGUCAGAGCAGGAAGCUGAUUCCUGCAGAUGGACUCCCCUAUGAAGCAAGAGAUGUGACGGCCACCAUCAACAGCCUGCCACUCAUCACAGGUGACCUGGCCCCAGACUCCAGGGUCCACUUCCUGCAUGUUAAAGACCCCUGACUUAUGAACACACACAACCACAGGUGAUCUGACUCAAACCCAGGGUUAGCGUCCCACAUCACAGGCUGCCUGACCACCCACUCGAGAGGGUGACCUGACGGAUGCACCCAUCAUCCCAUCACACAGGAGACUUGACCUUCCAUGCUCAGGACCCCUGAGCCCUCGUGACCAACCUGAGGGUCAACAUCCCCACACCUCACAGGAAGCUCCAGGAUCUCCAUCUCCUCCACACCCCUUAGUCUCCCCCACACAGCCCUCAUCCUCAGUGAGAAGGCAAGGGACAGCCUGUUUGCUCUGACUGUACGCAGGAAGCCCCAGAGAGGCCAAGGCCGCCGUCCUCCCCAGCCAGGCACAGGCCCCGGAGCGGCGGCUGGAGCCCGUGUGGCUGCGGCCUCUCCGUUGGCAUCUCCUCAUGUGGCCCCAACCUCCCGUUCACAACGCGGGCAGCCCCGUCUCACCCUGCCUCUGCCGGGACCGGCCUCCCCGCUGGCAGUCCCCUCCCCCCUUCAACUCCCACCCAGUGACGUCAUCCGAGCAAGGCUGACCUGGCCUC